Cyphellophora attinorum is the source of this 597-nucleotide messenger RNA. RefSeq names its product Enolase. Gene Ontology annotation, molecular function: magnesium ion binding; phosphopyruvate hydratase activity. NCBI's taxonomy places the organism in Eukaryota, Fungi, Ascomycota, Eurotiomycetes, Chaetothyriales, Cyphellophoraceae. The transcript has 2 exons. The record is from RefSeq and is a predicted model, not a curated record. Bases 1 to 597 code for a protein of 198 amino acids. Gene Ontology annotation, cellular component: phosphopyruvate hydratase complex. Gene Ontology annotation, biological process: glycolytic process.
AUGAACAUUGCCAUGGAUGUUGCGUCCAGCGAGUUCUACAAGGAGGAAGAGAAGAAGUAUGACCUUGACUUCAAGAAUCCCGACAGCGACAAGUCCAAGUGGAUCACCUACGAGCAGCUUGCCGACCAAUAUCAGAAGCUCGCCAAGAAGUACCCCAUCGUCAGUAUCGAAGAUCCUUUCGCUGAGGACGACUGGGAGGCGUGGAGCUACUUCUUCAAGACCUCAGACUUCCAGAUUGUUGGUGAUGACUUGACCGUCACGAACCCCGUCCGCAUCAAGCGUGCCAUCGAGGCCAAGGCCUGCAACGCUCUGCUGCUGAAGGUCAACCAGAUCGGUACACUCACAGAAUCCAUUCAGGCCGCCAAAGACUCUUAUGCUGCUGAUUGGGGUGUCAUGGUUUCUCAUCGCUCUGGCGAGACCGAGGAUGUCACAAUUGCCGAUAUCGUCGUUGGCCUGCGUGCUGGUGAGAUCAAGUGUGGUGCUCCCGCCCGGUCCGAGCGUUUGGCCAAGCUCAACCAGAUUCUGCGCAUCGAGGAAGAGCUCGGCUCGAAUGCUGUCUAUGCCGGCUCCAACUUCCGUAAGUCUGUCAACAUCUAG